This is a messenger RNA of Vespula pensylvanica (western yellowjacket), 1062 nucleotides long. RefSeq lists its product as uncharacterized. Gene Ontology annotation, biological process: response to endoplasmic reticulum stress. The record is from RefSeq and is a predicted model, not a curated record. Gene Ontology annotation, cellular component: endoplasmic reticulum; protein phosphatase type 1 complex. The transcript has 3 exons. Gene Ontology annotation, molecular function: protein phosphatase regulator activity. NCBI's taxonomy places the organism in Eukaryota, Metazoa, Arthropoda, Insecta, Hymenoptera, Vespidae. Bases 126 to 767 code for a protein of 213 amino acids.
UAAUAGUUCAGAAUAGUUAAGAAAAUGAAAAUGGCCGAUUAAAGUUAUUGUCAGAAUGUGUAAUAUGAAGAUAAGUUGUUUUACAAUGGAAUCCUUUGAAAAUAUUUUGAAAUCAAGACAGGGUAAUGCGACCGAAAUUGUACAGCAUAAUGGUGAUACAUUUAUUACAAACAGCGAUAGAGGUUUUGCUAACAAAAGUUGGUUUCGACAUACUGAAGAAAAUUUCAUUUGCAAUUACGCCUGUAGAGCCUAUCAGCAUUCUCGCUUGGUGCAAGGAAUUUGUCCCCGCUAAAAUGCUUUUGGCAGACUCAAGGCCGUUUAGUAACGGCCACGUUACGACUGACGAGGAAUAUAAUUUUAAACGAAAUACAUUUCGACCACGUUUAAUAUCAGAAAGUUCAGUCGAUUCAGAAGAUAAUUAUGAGAUAGUUUUCGAAACAGAUUCGGAAAAUAUUUAUGACAGCGAUUUUGAUUACAAUGAAUCGACUGAUGAGAGUCAAAAUGAAAAUGAGAGUGAAUGUGAAAUAACUCAAAAUGAAAAAACAUAUAAUUUUCAAACUCGUAAGGUAACAUUUAAUCUGACACCAGUUGUACAUACAAUGGUACAGUGGGACUAUGCAUAUCGUGCUGCUCGAAAAGGUCCAUGGGAGGAAAUGGCCAGAGAUAGAGAAAGAUUUAAAGGACGUAUUAAUUGUAUUCGAUGUAUUCUUGAACCUAUUCUACAAAUUCAACAUCGCACUCAUAUAUGGCAAGAACGAUUUGCAUAGUAGGAUCAAUAAUUGUUUAUUAUCUGUACAAAAGAAAUUUUUCACAAAGGUUGCUGAAAUCAUUAAGGAAAGGGAUGAAUAUUUUGCAAUAAAAAAUAAUGUGUAUAAUAAAAGUCUUCCAAAAAGAAAAUAGAAAAAGGCUGUGAAAGUAUAGUUUAGAACAGGGAUUCCCAAUAGUUACUAAAUUUAGAUGAAAAACAUCCAGAAAUCUUAAUAAUAUAUGUUCAAUGGUAUGAAGUAAAUGAUGAAACAAAAUUUAUAUUUCUUCUUUAAUUGCAAUAAUAAUUCUUUUACA